Aspergillus clavatus NRRL 1 is the source of this 453-nucleotide messenger RNA. Its product is annotated as type II 3-dehydroquinate dehydratase. Gene Ontology annotation, biological process: quinate catabolic process. Gene Ontology annotation, molecular function: 3-dehydroquinate dehydratase activity. The transcript has a single exon. The record is from RefSeq and is a predicted model, not a curated record. Bases 1 to 453 code for a protein of 150 amino acids. NCBI's taxonomy places the organism in Eukaryota, Fungi, Ascomycota, Eurotiomycetes, Eurotiales, Aspergillaceae.
AUGGGCAAAUCAAUCCUCCUCAUCAAUGGCCCCAACCUCAACCUCCUGGGUACCCGGGAACCCCACAUCUAUGGCAGCACCACCCUCCCCGACAUCGUGGCCUCCAGCAAAGCUCACGCCGAGUCCCUGGGCGCAACCCUCGAGGCGUUCCAAUCCAACCACGAGGGUGCCAUCGUGGACCGCAUCCAGGAGGCGCGCGGCAAUGUCGACGGUAUCGUCAUCAACCCGGGUGCUUUCACACAUACCUCCGUCGCGAUCCGAGAUGCGCUGCUCGCAGUCAAUAUUCCCUUCAUCGAGCUACAUGUGAGCAAUGUGCAUGCACGCGAGCCUUGGCGCCAUCACAGUUACUUCAGCGACAAGGCUGCCGGAAUCAUUGUUGGGCUGGGCGCGUAUGGGUAUAAAGUUGCAGUGGAGCAUGUGGCGCUGAAUUUCAAGGAGAGGGCGUCUUUAUAG